This is a messenger RNA of Dictyostelium purpureum, 573 nucleotides long. RefSeq lists its product as uncharacterized. The transcript has 4 exons. Gene Ontology annotation, cellular component: endoplasmic reticulum tubular network. The record is from RefSeq and is a predicted model, not a curated record. The coding region runs from base 1 to 573 and encodes 190 amino acids. NCBI's taxonomy places the organism in Eukaryota, Evosea, Eumycetozoa, Dictyosteliales, Dictyosteliaceae. Gene Ontology annotation, biological process: endoplasmic reticulum tubular network organization.
AUGGGUAACUUUUUUUCAAAAAAGGAUUUCAUUUUUGAAAAAAAAGUAAGAGCUAUGGAAUCCAAUAUUAAUAAAUUGGAGACCAAAAUUUUAAGCUCAAAAAAUGAACACUAUAAUAAUAAUAAAAAAAACAUUUUUUAUUUUUUUAUUAUAGAAUUAUUAUUGGCAACUUUUUUAUAUGAAAAGUUUGCAUCAUCCGACUCUUUGUCUGAAAAGGCAAUGGGUUUAUAUUAUUCAUUAUUUACCACAAUAAUGAUCUAUUUAUUAAUUAAAUUAGAUAGAUUAUUUUUUGGAAUAUAUAUAAAAAAUAAUGAAAAUAAAUUAAUUAAAUUAUAUUCUGGUCUUGAAAAAUUGUUCGAGGAAAGGAAACUCGAAACUGAUUUUGAAAAGACCAAGAAUCUUUUGGAGGCAUAUGAAGUUUUUAAAAAAAAAAUUGAUAAUAGACCAAGUAAUUUAGUAGAUAUUAAAGAUAAUAUCAAUAGAGAAGUACAUAGAAGCGAUUACAAUGAAAAAAUUCCUGUUUCAAUUGUGGAAGAACAUCACAUUGGCCCAAGACUGUUAUGCAAGUUAUGA